CGCACACAAACUCAAGCAUGACCUUAGCAACCAUCGUGAGCGAGCUACGUCGAGGCGGCGCGCAUACUGCCAGGGCUGUCCAGCGUUUGGUUCAAGCGGAGCAUGUGGACACAGCGUUGGCACCCGAGCUGCUUCGCCUGGUAACGUCAACGGAUGCGGACGUGGGUGUGCCGUCGUUUCUCGCGUUCGCCAAGCUCUGUGGCAACUUGGACGUGGCGACGCAGCCGACUUUUUCGGAUGAUGUGGGUCUGGUCGUGUCGGACCAAUUGCAAUCGCGAGAUAUUCGCAUGCAGGCAGCGGCCGCGUUGGCCUUGACCAACUUGACGAGCCACAACAUGGCCAUGGACAGCACGAUCCUUUCUCGAGUCGUGGACGUUUUAGAAGAUGAAAACGCUCACGAAGGCAUCCAACGAGCGCUUCUUGGCUACAUUGGCAACGCCAGUGCCGUGCCAGAUGCCGCGCGCAGUCUUUUGGAAGACACUAAUUGCAUGCAAGUGUUGUCUGAACUGCUCCAAGCAGGUCGCGGCGAGUCCCUUCGAAGUGCGGCAGCCUUGACCAUUGGCAACGUACUGUCGACACGUGACGUGAUGGCCCAGAAUCAACUUCGAGAGGUGGGCGGACUGCCAGACCUGGUGCUGCUCUUGUCUCACACGUACCUUCCAGACACCAACGAGUGCUCGGCGUGGGCCAUCAGCCACGGGGUACAUCAGAACAUCCUGAGCCAAGACUUGGUUGGCGAUGCUGGAGCUAUCAAUCUGCUGCUCAGACUGUUGGGAUCCCCCGACGAUGACGUGCGCCGCAAUGCCAUCAUGGCCCUUUACAGCAGCGCCGUCGGCCACGCCGCCAACCUUGCUCGAUGCAAAAAGAACCAUGGCGACCAACUAGUCCAGGACCUCCUGCACGACGACGUGGACGAGUGUCGGACGUAUGCAUCGCUCUUGCUUCAAGAAUUCUAACUCGGCCUAGUCCACCCGAUUAGGUUAGGGUUACAUAUAUACAGUAGCAAGUAGUAAUACUGUUAACAGUAUACUUACUGCAUUACUGCAGGUUGGAUUAUUCCGAAAUAUAAGUCGUGCGAAGUCGAC
This is a messenger RNA of Aphanomyces astaci, 1085 nucleotides long. RefSeq lists its product as hypothetical. The transcript is spliced from 8 exons. Gene Ontology annotation, molecular function: protein binding. Lineage: Eukaryota; Oomycota; Saprolegniomycetes; Saprolegniales; Verrucalvaceae. Bases 18 to 956 code for a protein of 312 amino acids. The record is from RefSeq and is a predicted model, not a curated record.